CUUUAUCCGUAUAUCCGGAAAAUGUGAACUCAAGUACCGAGAAUACUGGCGAAUCUCAAGAAAACGCGCUUUCGGUUUCAGUCGCAUUUUCGUCGUCAAUCCAGUCACUCCAUAUCGCCUGUGUCGCAGACGCGAAAAAUAGAUUCAAAAUGGGGCGAUAAACAAGCCGAACUAAUAAAUCCUAUCAAUCAGAACAGUUUAACAUUGAAAAGGAUUGAACAAAAAUCAACAAAGGCGAUCUUAAAAUUUUGGAAUAGACUGAAGCCUCGCAAAAGCGCGAGGAAGAAAAUAGAACCCCCUGCGAGUAAACCAUUACCUUCUGCGUAGGUUAAAAAAAAAAUGCCCGAUGAAAUUUGAUUGAAUUCUUUUUCCUUGAUUCGCGCUGAUGAUCGUAUUUAUAAAAAAAAAACGUAACGAUUAACAACGUGAAAUGGAAAUUUCGUUUCAGAUGGAAUUUUAAUAAUGUUGAAAAAAAGAUGAGCGCUAGAUCACAACGUGGGAAUCACGACACGUCGGCCAGCAAACGACUUCACAGCCCGCGUGUCAAUCCAAAAAAUCGCGGACCGAGACCUCACAUAACGUACGAUUACGAUGCUGCGAUCAGUCAACCGGAUGUGCCGAGUUUGAUCGAUUAUAAGAAACUCGGACGUGGGGCGAUGAAAAGAUCACAGGAAUCGAAAAUGAAAUCGUUGGCCCAAAAGAAAGGUAUACGAUUGCCUGGUAGUAAAACCGGGAAUCCGGCGAACAAAACGGUCGGCUCUUCUAAUAAUUUCGACAAGGAUCAUGUCGAUAUAAAAGAAGAUAUUAUCAAUGACACCAUCGACGAUUUGUCAAACAUACUGAAGGAUACGACGAUAGAGGCGACCGAGAAUGAGAACGAUAGUGAAAUUAUAGAGGAGAAAAUAAAAAAUCCGAAAUUAGACGAUUUCGAAUGCGUUGCAACAAAGUCACCAAUUACAGUUAAGUGCAGUAAAAUUCCUCGCGCGAAGAUCACUAUUUUUCCGGCUCAUACGCUUCAUGAAUCUCACGCGACCAAGUUGAAAAUAAAGGAAUCUCUUCACUUGAAACAUCCGACGACCGGUAUCGACAUUAUCGAGAUCACGGACAACGAGAUGAAAAAAGGAUGCUGCAAAGAAGAAAAUAAAAAAGACGUGGUUCGUUUCGAUUGCGAAAUACCAAAAGAAACAAAGUACGCGUACGAUAAACGUGUAGAAAUCUAUUUGGAAAAAAAAAAAAAAAAGAUACAUUGUAAUGUACUCAGGAGCAUUGCAUUUUAUUCAGAAUAGUUUGGAACAAAGAUGAGACUUCGACGUUAGAGGCGGAUGAAGAGUGUCAUGGAAUGACGUCGACCGACGAAUCCCCUCUUUUCAGCAGCAUCGAUGAUCCCCGUGUUUUAACGAUCUUACGAAGUUUGAAACUAAACUGUCCUUGUAGAUCGUGUACCGAGCAAACACUCCCUUUGAGCAUUCGACAAGAGGAUGACAGCGAUUUAAAGAGUUCAUCUCCGGAAGAAAUUAGAAAGAAAAAAUGGUUGGGAUAAUGGUUUACUUUGUAAAGUGAGUGAAUGAAUAUUGCAAUGAUUGUAUACAUAAUUGUUUCAACAGGUCGUUGAAACAUCGAAAGUAUGUUUAUACAAGUACCGAAGAUAUGGAAGAUAUGGUCUCAUCUGAUUGCAGUAAAAAA
Apis mellifera (honey bee) is the source of this 1683-nucleotide messenger RNA. RefSeq lists its product as uncharacterized. Bases 477 to 1286 code for a protein of 269 amino acids. The record is from RefSeq and is a predicted model, not a curated record. Lineage: Eukaryota; Metazoa; Arthropoda; Insecta; Hymenoptera; Apidae. The transcript has 5 exons.